UUGCUCCGGGUUGUUACUCCCGCAGGAAAAUGGGAGAAGCUUCUCUCUUCCGUCCGUUCCCCCCCCCCCUCCCGCCCUCCUUUUGUGAUUGUCCGCCACCGACCGCCCACCCGUAGACCAAGAGAACCCGCGGAACGGCCGGUCUUCGGUCUCUUUUUUUUCCUUUCCUAA
Bipolaris victoriae FI3 is the source of this 171-nucleotide messenger RNA. RefSeq lists its product as hypothetical. The annotation marks the transcript as partial. Lineage: Eukaryota; Fungi; Ascomycota; Dothideomycetes; Pleosporales; Pleosporaceae. The record is from RefSeq and is a predicted model, not a curated record. The transcript has a single exon.